Molecule: messenger RNA, 4231 nt
Organism: Chinchilla lanigera (long-tailed chinchilla)
Lineage: Eukaryota; Metazoa; Chordata; Mammalia; Rodentia; Chinchillidae
Gene: Col6a2
Product: collagen, type VI, alpha 2
Exons: 28
Coding region: 136-2895 (919 amino acids)
Source: RefSeq, a predicted model, not a curated record
CUCCCUGCCCUCCCUCCCCGCCCUCCGCUCCCCUCCCGCCGCCCGCCGCCGCCCUCCUGCCCACUCUGCGCCCGCCGCUCGGCCGGCAGGACCGGAGCCCCUCGGCCAGGACUGAGGCUCAAGGUGACUGCCACGAUGCUGCGGGGCCCCUUCUCAGCGCUGCUGCUUGGGGGGCUGCUGGGGGCCCUCCAUGCCCAGCAGCAAGAGCUCAUCUCACCUGACACCAUGACCUCCGAGAGGACCAACAGCUGCCCAGAGAAGACCGACUGCCCUGUCAACGUGUACUUCGUGCUGGACACCUCGGAGAGCGUGGCCAUGCAGUCGCCCACCGACAGCCUGCUCUACCACAUGCAGCAGUUCGUCCCACAGCUCAUCAGCCAGCUGCAGAACGAGCUCUACCUGGACCAGGUGGCACUCAGCUGGCGCUACGGCGGGCUGCACUUCUCUGACGAGGUGCAAGUGUUCAGCCCACCGGGCAGUGACCGAGCCUCCUUCACCAAGAGCCUGCAGGGCAUCAGCUCCAUUCGCCGGGGAACCUUCACCGACUGCGCGUUGGCCAACAUGACUCAGGAGAUCCGCCGGUCGGGGGCACGUGGCGUCAACUUCGCUGUGGUCAUCACUGAUGGCCACGUCACGGGCAGCCCAUGCGGCGGCAUCAAGCUGCAGGCCGAGCGGGCCCGAGACGAGGGCAUCCGGCUCUUCGCGGUGGCGCCAAACCAGAACCUGAACGAGCAGGGCCUGCGGGACAUCGCCAGCGCCCCGCACGAGCUCUACCGCAGCAACUACACCACCAUGCGGCCGGAGUCCACUGAGAUCGACCAGGACACCAUCAACCGCAUCAUCAAGGUCAUGAAACACGAAGCCUAUGGAGAGUGCUACAAGGUGAGCUGCCUGGAGAUCCCGGGACCACCUGGGCCCAAGGGCUACCGUGGACAGAAGGGUGCUAAGGGCAACAUGGGCGAGCCAGGAGAGCCCGGACAGAAGGGGCGACAGGGAGACCCCGGCAUCGAAGGCCCCAUCGGAUUCCCAGGACCCAAGGGUGUGCCUGGCUUCAAAGGAGAGAAGGGAGAAUUUGGAGCCGACGGAAGGAAGGGAGCCCCCGGACUGGCAGGCAAGAAUGGGACCGAUGGACAGAAGGGCAAGCUGGGCCGCAUCGGACCCCCAGGCUGCAAGGGAGAUCCCGGAGACCGGGGCCCUGACGGGUACCCAGGGGACGCCGGGAGCCCAGGCGAGCAAGGAGACCAAGGUGCCAAGGGGGACGCUGGACGCCCAGGACGCAGGGGCCCCCCAGGAGACUCUGGGGAAAAAGGAAGCAAGGGUUACCAAGGCAACAAUGGAGCCCCUGGAAGUCCAGGUGUGAAAGGAGCCAAGGGCGGGCCUGGGCCCCGCGGACCCAAAGGCGAGCCUGGGCGCAGAGGAGACCCUGGAACCAAGGGCAGCCCGGGCAGCGACGGCCCCAAGGGGGAGAAGGGGGACCCUGGCUCUGAGGGGCCCCGAGGCCUGGCUGGAGAGGUUGGCAGCAAAGGAGCCAAGGGAGACCGGGGGCUGCCUGGACCCAGAGGCCCCCAGGGGAUACUUGGGGAACCUGGGACGCAGGGAUCUCGGGGAGACCCUGGUGACGCGGGGCCCCGUGGAGACUCAGGACAGCCAGGCCCCAAGGGAGACCCCGGCAGGCCUGGCUUCAGCUACCCCGGACCCCGAGGGACACCCGGAGAGAAAGGAGAGCCUGGCCCACCCGGCCCUGAGGGCAGCCGAGGAGACUUCGGCAUGAAAGGAGCACCUGGGAGGAAAGGCGACAAGGGGGAGCCUGCCGACCCUGGUCCUGCGGGAGAACCGGGCCCUCGGGGGCCAAGAGGAGACCCAGGGCCCGAGGGUGAGCCUGGCCCCCCCGGAGACCCCGGCCUCACGGAAUGCGACGUCAUGACCUACGUGCGGGAGACCUGCGGGUGCUGUGACUGCGAGAAGCGCUGUGGUGCCCUGGAUGUGGUCUUCGUCAUCGACAGCUCCGAGAGCAUCGGCUACACCAACUUCACCCUGGAGAAGAACUUCGUCAUCAACGUGGUCAACAGGCUGGGGGCCAUUGCCAAGGACCCCAAGUCGGAGACGGGGACGCGCGUGGGUGUGGUGCAGUACAGCCACGAGGGCACCUUCGAGGCCAUCCAGCUGGACGACGAGCGCAUCGACUCCCUGUCCAGCUUCAAGGAGGCCGUCAAGAACCUGGAGUGGAUCGCGGGCGGCACCUGGACACCUUCUGCCCUCAAAUUCGCCUACAACCAGCUCAUCAAAGAGAGCCGGCGCCAGAAGACGAAAGUGUUUGCUGUGGUUAUCACGGAUGGGCGCCACGACCCCCGUGACGACGACCUCAACCUGCGGGCACUGUGUGACCGCGACGUCACAGUGACGGCCAUUGGCAUCGGUGACAUGUUCCACGAGAGGCACGAGAGUGAGAACCUCUACUCCAUCGCCUGUGACAAGCCACAGCAGGUGCGCAACAUGACGCUCUUCUCCGACCUGGUGGCCGAGAAGUUCAUCGACGACAUGGAAGACGUGCUGUGCCCAGACCCUCAGAUCGUGUGCCCAGAGCUUCCCUGCCAAACAGAUGGAUGGCGGCCUGGCGGCGAGCCCCCGGUCACCUUCCUCCGCACGGAAGAGGGACCAGACCCCACCUUCCCCAGGACCAUCCCCCUGAUCCAGCAGUUGCUAAAUGCCACGGAGUUCACGCAGGACCCAGCCGCAUACUCCCAGCUGGUGGCCGUGAUGGUCUACACUGCCGAGCGGGCCAAGUUCGCCACGGGGGUCGAGCGAGAGGACUGGAUGCAGCUAUUCAUCGACACCUUUAAGCUGGUGCACAGGGACAUCACGGGGGACCCGGAGACCGCGCUGACGCUGUGCUGAGGCUGUGGGCUGCUGUGCAGAGCUUGUAGCUUGUAGCUUUCCAGGGCUACCGCAUAACUGGGCUCUAAGAUGCAGGAAUUUGCCUUCCCACAGUCUGGACGCCCCUAGUCCCCAUCUAAAGCCUUGAGGGCCAUGCAUCCCAGAGCUCCAGGGGAGGCUCCUCCCACCUCAGCCUUCCUGCCUCCCUGCGCCUCUCCAUGGCCUCCUCUGUCUCUCUGGGACCCUCAUCCAUAUAAGGACACCAGUCACUGGAUUUGAAGCCCACCAACUCCAGGAUGUCACCUCCCCAGAUCCUUCGCUUAGGGCUAAGGUGGCGAAGUGCUUGCCUAGCACCACACAAGCAAAGUCUCAACUUAGCUCCCCACGCAGCCCUCAUCACCAAAAGGGACCUGCACAGCUCCUUCAGUUGGAUGUGGGCAUCCGUAGGGGUCACCAUGUCAUCUGGCCACAUGGCCCCUCUCCUGCCGAGCUGGACAUGGGGGACCGCAGUGGAGGGCAUGAAAUCCCCCUGGCCCGGUUCUUGUUGAGCCCAGAGGCUGAAAGAGCCGGGUCCUGGGGCUGGGGAUCGAUACUGGGGGUGGUGACGUGUGUGCUCAAGGCACAGGGUUCUGUGUGAAGGUGCCUAGGGCUGGGUGACAGGGAGUCCUUAUGACCUCCUGGCACCAUAACCCCAUUUGAACUGGUGUCACCUCUAUUAGUCAAACACCCAGAGCUGCCCCCAUCUGGGCAUCUGCACCCCCAGCCUGGCUCCUGAAUCAGUGGGGCGUCGUCAGGGAACACUCACCUGGCAGGACCUUCACUGCCCUUGGCUGCAUGAGAUAAGCAUGGGGCGGGUUUCUCUCCUAGUGUGGGGACAGGUGGGGUGACCACAGCAAGGUCACCACCCCUGAGGCGAGCUCAGACGUGGGACACCUGAGCCAGAGGAGCACCCCCUACCUGGCUGGGCUUCUGUCCUUCCACCACUCAUGUGGGGCCACAGGCAGGAGAAGGGAGCCCACAGAAGCGGGAGGCAGAGCCUGAGAACCCCAGUUCCCUGUCUGUCAUGCGUCUCCGUCACUUCCCUGAAGGUGCUGCCCCACUGUAUGUCCAUCUCCGUGCCUGUGAGAACCACUGUGGAUUGGGUCUUAGUUCAAGGGGCUCAGGGAGUGCUGCGGUCCCUGAGAACUUACUAGAUGUGCUAAGCAAGUUCCAGCAGCAGUUUACACUAACUCAAGCUACGUCGUGAAUAAGCUCGCGGAAGUGCCCGUCUGCAGCAGAUGCUCUCCCGCUGGGGCGGGGCUGUCCUCAGGCACAGUGAACAAAUGCUGAAUGUUGUAUAAAAGCUGAAACGUACAAA